Messenger RNA from Selaginella moellendorffii, 542 nucleotides. RefSeq names its product ergosterol biosynthetic protein 28. The transcript has 3 exons. The record is from RefSeq and is a predicted model, not a curated record. NCBI's taxonomy places the organism in Eukaryota, Viridiplantae, Streptophyta, Lycopodiopsida, Selaginellales, Selaginellaceae. Gene Ontology annotation, cellular component: endoplasmic reticulum; membrane. Gene Ontology annotation, molecular function: protein-macromolecule adaptor activity. Bases 55 to 462 code for a protein of 135 amino acids.
UUUAAUUUUUUAGGGCUCUUCGUGAGAGAUUUAGGGUUCUUGAGAUUCUUUGCGAUGCGAGCGCUAAGUCAAUGGCUGAUCCUUGUUGGGAUCUUGCGGCUCUCUGCAGUCUGGUUUGGAUUCUUCGACAUUUGGGCCCUGCGCAAGGCAGUCUUCUCGAAAUCCUCAAUGACUGAAAUCCACGGGCGGACGUUUGGCGUGUGGACGCUGCUAACGUGCACGCUUUGCUUCGCUUGCGCGUUUAAUCUGGAGAAUCGCGAGCUCUACUGGGUCACAUUCGCGUCGUUCGUUUACGCUCUUGGCCACUUUGUGACCGAGUUCUUGAUCUACAAGACGAUGGCUCUCUCAAACCUCGCCACAGUCUCGAUCUUCGCUGGUGGUUCUAUAAUCUGGAUGCUUCUCUUUCGUCGCAAUUCAAAUGUCUCUUCUAACAAGAUCCGAGCUGCUGGAAAAACAAACUAGAAAGCUGAGUUUGCGAUCGAGCCUCGAUCCAAUUGUCGAUGGUGAGAGCCCAAAAAAAAUUCACCGUUUUCUCGGUCGAA